Paramecium sonneborni is the source of this 384-nucleotide messenger RNA. Lineage: Eukaryota; Ciliophora; Oligohymenophorea; Peniculida; Parameciidae. The record is from the annotation of a GenBank genome assembly.
AUUUAUGGCUUAAAAUUUUCACAAUAACCUUCCAAAAGAGUUUGAAGGAUUUCUAUAUGAAAUGAAAUCUAAUGUUUAAACUAAAUAAUAAGCAUUAAAUGAAAGAAUUCAAGAGGCAUAGAAAAAGUGUAUUGAAGGAAAGAAAGAAUAAGACUUUUUAAAGUGUUACACUAAAUUACAAAAGUCCUUAGAGAAGAAUGAAGCAUUAUUUUGUAUGACGACAUGAUUUAUCAAAAGAAUUUAAGAUGAUAUAUUGGAGAGAGACAUCAGCAUAAUGUUUUAAGAAUUAAGAAUAAAAAGGAGCAGGAACAGAAUAAUGUAAGACAGAUUCAAAGAAACUAAUAGAGAAUAUCUUUGAUUCCUUUAAAAUAUGAAUAUAAUGAG